UCAAAACCACGUCUUUCAGGUGGUUGGGCACAUUUGACUGAGCUGAUAGCGGAAAGCAAGGGGCUUCUCCAGUGUCUUGCAAUAACAGCCACAUUGCGUGAGAGCAGCUACUGUCUAAAACAGUGACUAGCUCAGCUAGCUUAUUUCCCGUUUAAGGCCGGCGUGGAUUUACGAAGAAGUGCGGCAUUUCCCCAACGAGAAUAAUAAAGAAGUCAUCGUGCUGUGAAAACAACAGCAACUGUCAACCAUACCGAGGAAAAUCGAAGAGGUUAACGUUUAACUUCGGACUUUCGGAGCAAUAGGUUACUAAUAAUCGGCAUGAAGAUCGAGCUAGCUACCAAUGAAAAGUGUUGCCUAAAGUAUUUUUGAAGAGCUCAAUUGGACUGUUGGGAAGUCGGUGAACGUUCAUUCAAAAUUACAUUUAUUUAAAAAUUAGAACUCAUACAUAGGCUACCUACACCAUGACGAGAAGGUCCUGUGCAAUUUACGCAACCGGGAUUGUCUGCGCUCAUCUACUGAUAGUUGGAAUCGCCCUGGUUGUGGCUCAAGUCUUCCAAACGCUGAUUCAUAACCGGUUAAAAAAGGAGAUGACCCUGACGGAGGGCAGUCGGGUGUUUGACUCAUGGAAGGACCCCCCCGUUCCCGUCUACAUGCAGUACUUCUUCUUCAACGUCACCAAUCCAGAGGUCUUCCUAGCAGGUGGCAAGGCGGCUCUCACUCAGAUUGGCCCUUACACUUACAGAGAAUAUAGGCCCAGGGAGAAUGUGACCUUUUUGGAGAAUGGGACGAAGCUCUCGGCCUUAAAUCCCAAAAGUUUCGUUUUCCAGCCAGAGAUGUCGGUGGGGGAUCCAGAGGUGGACCUCAUUCGAACCAUCAACAUCCCUGUAGUGGCAGUGAUGGACCAGAUGCAGUCCUACUCAUUCCUUUUGAGCACAUUUGUGUCAAUGUGGAUGAACUCCAUCGGCGUAGAUUUGUUCAUGACUCGCACCGUUCAAGAGGUUUUGUGGGGUUUCGAAGACCCACUGCUCUCCCGUAUCCAUCGCCUGAAGCCUGAUGUCGAUGCGUACUUUGGUCUCAUGUACAAGAAAAAUGGAACCGAUGAAGGAGAAUUUGUUUUUCUCACCGGCGAGCAGGACUAUAUGGACUAUGGCAGAAUCGACACAUGGAAUGGCUUAAGUAAAAUGACAUGGUGGUCAUCCAACCAGAGCAACAUGAUCAAUGGGACGGAUGGCAGCGCGUUUCACCCUCUGCUGUCUAAGAAUGAGCUGCUGUACAUCUUUGCAGCAGACCUCUGCAGAUCGAUCCAUCUGGGCUUUGAGGCGGAUGUUGAGGUGAAGGGGAUCCCUGCUUAUCGAUUUGCACCCCCAAAGGAUGUGUUGGCCAGUCCCGAGGACAACCCUGCGAAUGCGGGGUUCUGUGUGCCAGCGGGGCAAUGUCUCAGCACUGGGGUCCUCAAGGUCAGCGUAUGCCGACAAGGUGCUCCUAUUGUAGUGUCCUUUCCACAUUUCUACCAGGCAGACUCGAAAUAUAUAAAUGCCUUUGAAGGACUGUCACCAAACAAAGAGGACCACGAAACAUACCUUGACCUUAAUCCGACGACAGGAAUCCCCAUUCGUGCUUGUAAGAGAGCCCAGUUGAAUGUCCUAUUGAAUAGAAUCAGCGGUUUUCCCAAAACAAAGCAUCUACAAGAGACCAUCUUUCCAAUUAUGUUUGUAAAUGAGACGGUGGUGAUCGAUGACGAGUCUGCUGCACAGAUGAGGACUCUGCUGCUCAUUGUGACGCUGGUCUCCAACCUGCCCCUCCUCAUAGUGGGCAUGGGGGCCCUCUUGCUGAUCGUCCUGGUUAUACUCGUCUGCAGGUCCCGCCAGAAAAAGAAUGAAGUUAAGCGUAUUGAUUUUACUGAAGCUUUUCAUUCUUUUACUACAACUGCGAAAGAAGACACCGCUUACACCCAAGUCAGCGAUAAAGCAGAAGAUCACCCAGACAACCAUGGUGGCCAGCAGAUGAGAAACGGUUCAUAUAUAGCCAUGUCCCCAGUAGAAGCACAGAAGUGUUGAGAAUGGCAACCUCUUCACUAAGCCCCAGAGAGCUGGACGUGUCAUACAGCACUGUAAGAAGUGAAGUGGUAGGAUAAGCAGGAUAUUGGAUGAUUCCUGGGACCUUAACGUUUGCUUGAUCAUGGUAAAGCAACAGGGGCAAUGGUUCAAUGGGUGCAUGGUUCAACCUGGACAUAAACCACUAUUGGGAUGAGUCAUGUUCAUCUUUAUCUGUUUGCCACUCCCAUGACAUGCAAAUUAAAAUGUAAAAACAUUUCAGCAACAUUUCCACACUACUUUGAUCCAUAUUAAACCCUUUUCCCUGUUCAGUGUUUUUGCAUUGUUAUAUUCAUCUCAUGAUGCAAAUCAACAAGGCAUAGGGGCAUCAUCCAGUCAUUUCACCAGAACUAAAACUCACCCCUUUGAAAGGCUUUAUUCCCAGAAAAAAAUAUUGUCAUGAUUCAUGCCUGGUGACAUGGCACUUAAAUCCUUUAAGGAAUUGUUCAUUCCCAUUGCGAAUUAUGGGUGCUUGGAGCUUUUCUCUGACCAAACCCAUCACAGAUUCUGCUUUCAAUGUUUGAUUUAACCAUCUGCAGCCUUUUUACAAAUAAUUUUUAUAAUGUAGCUGCCAUGCAUAUGUAUGUAUCGUAACUCUUGAGAAAGCACAAUGAGAUUCACACAACCGUAGGUGUCCGCUGGACACACACACUUUGCUGUUGUCCCACAUGGGUCAUAGAAUAUGGUUUCCAUGUAUUUGUGAGCCAUGGCCUCAAAAAAAGGAUUUAAUGUCUCAUUAUGGAUCACCAUAUAUUAGUCUAUUGGGUCCAUUUUGCAUUUCAGUGCCCACAUGUAGACUGCUUGGAUCUGGGAUGCGAGUGGACAUUUUUUGUAGUAUGCUUUGCAUUCCAAUACAAAGUAGCUACUUGUAGUACGUGUUCUGUACUGCUGCUAAUGAAAGCCAUAGCUUUUGGACUUUGAGUAUUGUAAUGGUACAUCCUUGGGUCUUAAUUACCUAAACAUGUUCUGUAAACUCUUUUUCUAUUGCUGUGAAUUGAUCUCUGGGGUGGUUUUUUUUUGGGGGGUUUUUUUUGCCAUUACAGUUCCUCAAAGGCCCUAAUUUGUAAAGGUCAAUGUUUUCAGAAUGAACCCCAGGAACAUCUUAGCUUAGCUAGCACAAACCAGGCCAUUCAUCCACUUAGAUACCUAUGCAUGCAUGGUGCUGUACAUGCAUCCAAGCAUAUUUUCUGUAUUUUCUUUCUCAUUGAACAAACCCAUUUGCCUUUAACUGGAAUAUGAAGGUAUUUGAUAAUGUACAUAUAGAACGUAUCUGUCCCCUGUAUUCUGAGUCACCCAUUUCACUGCUAACCUUGUCCUCAGUACUGCAAACAUCUAUGGUCGGAUCCAAAAUCUUGAAGCAUGCCCAGUGUUUGUGUCAACAUUUAAUGGUUUUUUUUGUUUGUAAUGAUGGGGAAGGUAAAAAAAUAUGUAUAUUAAUAACUUGGUCAGAAUAUGGAUAUUUCUGUUGAACGGAGCAGCAGUUGAUGUGCCAUCCAUGCGGCAGGCAGUGUUGUACUCUGAGAAAGAACCGCUGUAUGGAACUGCGAAUUGUGUAGUUCUAUGCACUCUUGUCCUUAGCUCUGGACAGAUUAACCUCCAGACGUAUUACGCUAUGAUUCUUGCACAUCCAUCAAAUUGAAAAGUCAGCGAAAUAAAUAAAACGCUGACUUAUUCAAUACUCUUGGGUUAGGAGAAACGAGAUGACCAGCAGUUUGGAUUGGAACCUAUAGCAUUGUACUGCAUUGGUUUUUCUGUUUUUUUUUUUUUUUUUUAACUUUGCUCUUCAAUAUGAUUAAUAUAUAUUUUUUUUUUCUAUUUUCAAAAAAACCUUUGUGAAUAUCAAAGCCUAAAUUACAACGUAUGGCCUUGUAACUGCUAGACCACUACUUGCCUCAGGGGGUCACUACAUUCAUUCAAACAUUUAAUAAGGGAGACCCCCCCCCUGAGAGCUGACUAUGUAUGCCUGAACCAUUAUUCACAAAUAAUGACUUUUCUACUGACUUUGACUCAAUUUACAUCCUUGUGCUUGACCAAAGAUAACAUACGGUAGAUCAGUUUCAGCUCAUGUUUACUAUAAAUUUAAUUCUACCAUAAUGCCAUACUUCUGCAUACCCUAAGAAGUGCAACAGCUCACUGCAGAUGACCACAGUACUCGGAAGUGUUGAUCAAUACGGUUCCCAAGUCAAAACAUUGGUAAAAUAGUCCCAAGUUUUCAAAUAAUAUUAAUGUGUCCGUUGAACUUGUGUUGUACAGGAUUAAUACUAAAGUAAUAAGUUGCCAUAAUAUUUGCUAAAAUAGUAUUACAAAUUGAUAAAUGCAGCAAUACAAGGCUAUAACGAGCACUAUAACAGUUUGUAAGCAAGCAGAUAUUUGUGUAACCAGAUAUUCUGAAUGCCAUUUUCAUUUCCAGAAUGUGUUAUUGUUGGUGUUUUUGUUUUUUAGAACCUUCUUGAAUGAGCAGCACUAAGUAUUUUGUAGUAGUGGUGAGGCUAUCGGGCACACGCAUGCAUAAAUGACAAUGAAGUGUCUCACUUUGUCAGUUUGGUGUGAAUUCUGCUGCCCCCUGCCUACCAUCUUGAGUUACUAAAUUAUGUUCGCAAAGGGCCUCAUCUACCCACAACCUGGUAUUUUCCUCAUCCUUAGCAGGCAUUUAACCACCAGAUCUAAUUGUCUGUCUAAUAGUUCUUACACUCAUUUUAUUUCUUCAUCCUAGUUUUUUUUUGUUUUUGUAAUGCCUGUUGGGUAGGGUGCUGAAGGGAUCCUUCCAGAGUUGUCUUGAUCUGCUUCUUUCAGCCAUUCUUAUGGAACAGUGCGUAUUCUCCUCAUGUGGACACUAGUGAUUUGGAAUUGUAAGCAUUUCCAUGGGGGGUUGUCUGUUUACAAUGAAUACAGAGAACCAAUUUAUCGUCCAUAAAAUCCCGGAAAGCUGACUGAGUUGAGUUCUUUGGAUAUAUGUACAAAAAAUGCACCGAUGUCUUUUUUUGUUUUUUGUUUUUAUGCAUAUUGUCUUUGGCUGUGUGUAUGUGUGUAUGUAUGUAUGUAUGUGUGUGUGUGUGUGUGUGUGUGUGUGUGUGUGUGUGUGUGUGUGCGUGUGCGUGUGUGUGCGCGCGCGCACACUUAUAGAGGGAAGAGAAGUGUGGUAAUCUUUUGCUGUUCUCUUGGAACAGAUGCACUGUUUUGCUAAACCAGUAACUGGACAGAGUUAGAAGGUUGUGUAUGGUGAGAUCAGCCUGUUUGAUAAAUGAAGCCUGAGCUUGAAUGCCGCAAUAUAGCUCUUUUUGCUUCCUGAGUCAUUUGAGCAAAUUGGCAAACUGUUUUCCCAUAUUCGGCUGCACUUGAACCUAAAUGUUUGAAGAAAAUCAUCUUUCAAACAUUUGUAGUGUCUUCUGAGAAUUCUAUCCCGUAUUGCUGCUGAAAAAGACAAUCUUCACAUGCCAUCUUGGGUACAGAAAUCCUCUUCAAGAAAUAUCCAUCUUUGGUUUUGAUAUUAACACUGCACAAAUGUUUCUACAAUGCUUUUGUAAACAUUUUUAGUGUAUUUACAAAAAAUAAAAUAAAUUUUUUGAGCUGA
Messenger RNA from Conger conger (European conger), 5664 nucleotides. It is a transcript of the gene scarb2a, whose product is annotated as scavenger receptor class B, member 2a. Gene Ontology annotation, molecular function: scavenger receptor activity. The transcript has 14 exons. Gene Ontology annotation, biological process: protein targeting to lysosome; receptor-mediated endocytosis. Bases 462 to 2057 code for a protein of 531 amino acids. The record is from RefSeq and is a predicted model, not a curated record. Gene Ontology annotation, cellular component: lysosome; cytoplasm; membrane. Lineage: Eukaryota; Metazoa; Chordata; Actinopteri; Anguilliformes; Congridae.